Molecule: messenger RNA, 739 nt
Organism: Pistacia vera
Lineage: Eukaryota; Viridiplantae; Streptophyta; Magnoliopsida; Sapindales; Anacardiaceae
Product: G-type lectin S-receptor-like serine/threonine-protein kinase SD2-5
Exons: 3
Coding region: 208-636 (142 amino acids)
Source: RefSeq, a predicted model, not a curated record
GUGGUCUUGACUUUUGAGACGUGUUUGAAAGUUAUUUAGUGAUUCAUUCUUUAUAUGCUAUUCUCAAUCAAGGUUCCGUAGUAUUAAAAUUACAAAUUCUUUAACUUUGUUCGAAACUUCGUCCUCUUUUCCUCUUGUAGUUAAGAUUAACUUAAGGACAGCGGAGAACAUAAACAAAGGAACAUUUGCAAGAGUUUUUAACUAUCAAUGGCAUCAUCUCUCAAUCCGCCUACCCCAGAUAUUAAUGAAGUUCAAAAAAACUUCAACCAAACCGCCACUACUUGGAUAAUCAUCUCUGUUAUAUCGAGCUUGGUUGGGCUUGGAAUAAUUGGUUUUAUUGCUUAUAAAUGCACAAAGAAUGGCAGAAAAGUGAUUGUGGAAGAUUUACCAAUAGUGAUCGCUGCAUACAACAGGCCCCACAACACCAACGCGGUUCCGGUAUGGGAGGUUACUGCUCCCACCUUGGAGAAUUUCCUCCAAGAAAUGGCAAGGGACAAGCUGGUCAGAUUCACAGCACAACAGCUCUCUUCUUUCACAAAUAAUUACUCAACUAGGUUGGGUUCUGGAGGUUUUGGUGCUGUCUACAAGGGGUCAGUUUCCAAAUGGAGUAAGGAUUGCCGUCAAGGUUCUUACUAGAAGUCUAGACUAAAGAGCUGGUUCUGAACCAUUUGCAAAAAAUUCUUCAAAGUCUGGAUGUUGGUUUUUAGAGCUGGAGUAUACUAAGGAAAGAGGACCAAAA